AUGCUACAAGAAACUAAUUUAAGAGGUAGUAGAGAACGACGCCUAUUCGUGUCCGAAUUCACAGAAACUAAACAACACAAAUACUCAAUAGCCUUUAAUGGACCCGAGGCACAGUCGGCUCUCAUUAUAAAAGCGGAAAAAGCAAAAGACAAAUUCAAAAUUAAAAAGAAAAAUUAUUUUUCUUUCUACCUAUCAAGGAGAACCCAACCUUAUGUGGCGGAUCAACUAAUUGAAACCACAGCAACUCAAGAAUUAUACAUGAUCAUUAGUGUAUAUAUCCCAACUAUCAGUAAUUCCGCACGGAGGGAAUUACAUGGAGAUAUCUUACAUGAUUUGACGGUCAACAUAAAAGCAAUUAAAAAAAAGAUACAAAGAAAAUACUCAAGAAAGUUACAUAUCAUUUUGGGUGGAGAUUUCAACUCUUCAACGGAUGAUUUGACAGGAAAUACAGCAGACGGAACCUUUCAACCAAAUGAUAUUACACAAAAUUUAUUGAGGCUUAUAAAGGAAAACAAUUUAGAAGACACAUUUAGAUCUAUCAUCCCAACUAUGCAAGUCGCUACGAAUUUAUCCAACGGCAAUAAUCGAAGGUUGGACAGAAUAUAUUUAUCCCACGAUACAAUGGAUCAAUUACAUAGUUUCCAACUUAUUCCGCGGGAAGUACCAAAAGCGACUUUCCAAAAUCAACAACCAAACAAUUUCCUGUCAUUACUCCGAAAUAUGAAAGUCACAUCCCAAUUAUAUUCUAGAGCAAAAUCGAUCAUGCAGAAAAUGACAGAAAUUGGUCAUCACGAAAUUGAAGAAGAUGUGUGGGACAAAGGUCGUUAUAUUUUCCAUGGAACUGAACACUCACACGUUACCACAAAAAUGAAAAAUGAAACAGAAACUCAAGUGGGAUCCACUACAAAAGAAAUCCUUAAAAUUGCCACCGAUUUUUAUGCAAGACUAUUUGACACCCCCAUGGAAAUACCGGAAGACGAUAGAAUUGAUGAAUAUUUAGAAGAUUUUGAUAGGCAAAUAACAACAGAGGUCCAGCGGGAUUUAGAUAAACCAUUUGAAUUAAAAGAGUUGCAAGUGGCAUUAGAACAAUCAAUCAAUAAAACUGUACCUGGAGAAGACGGGUUUCCAUAUUCUUUUUACCUUUCUCAUUGGGAUAUGGUCGCCGACAGUCUAUUGAAGGAAGCCAAUCAAUUAAGAAUAACAGGAGUAUUAUCCCCGAUGUUUAAUAAAGUAUUAAUAUCGCUCAUCCCAAAAAAAGAGUCAUCCACACGAAUAGAUCAACAAAGACCUAUAUCGUUGACCAACACUAGCCUCAAGCUAAUUUCAACCAUGAUCAACUUGAGAUUACUUCCGGUUUUGGACCCAAUAAUAGGAAUUGAACAAAGAGGUUUCAUGCCGAACAGAACCAUGGAUGAAGCAAUUAAACAACUUAAAACGUUGGCAAAUAUACUACAAGAAAACCCAAUAUAUUACGAAGAUGCAGGUAUUAUAGUUAUUGAUUUCCAGAAAGCUUUCGAUUCGUUUAACCAUAAGUACCUUAGGCGGGUGUUAGAGAAAAUAAAUAUAGGUACAAAUAUGAGAAAGUGUAUAACUGCUAUUCUAACUCAACAGUCAGCUUCAAUCUACUUAAAUAAAACAAUCGGCUGCCCCUUUCCACUCAAAAGAGGCACACGACAAGGGAACCCUUUAUCACCACUUAUUUUCAAUCUUAUGUUGGAGCCGUUACUUAACAAGAUAAAUCAAAAAUGUCAAGGUAUCACAAUUCCAAGUUGCUACAUCCCAGACAUAAGGGCAAAGUAUCAAGCUUAUGCUGAUGACUUGGUCAUAUUUGCAACUGGAGAAGAUUAUAAAAUCGUGAAGGAAGAAUUAGACGAAUAUUGUCAAGUCUCAUCUAGUGCGGUCAAUACACAGAAAUCCGAAAUAUUUUUCGCCCAUUUCAGACAAUUGGAAACAUGGAAUGGAACACUACCAUACCCAGCUCAUCUUCUAUCUGAUUUUAAGACAUACUUAGGGAUCAAAAUUUUUGACAUGGAUUAUAAAGAAAAAAUCAAAGACAUAAUGAAGCCAUUAAAUUCGAGAGCGGUGACAGAUAUGCCGAUGCAUGAGAGAGCGCUAAUAAUUAAUUCCUUCGUCUACUCAAAAAUAUAUUUCCAUGAUAUACACCACCCGUUCCAGAUGAAUGAAAUAGUGGAACUCGAUAAGGUGAUUAAAGACAAGCUACCUCAAAUGAAUCUGCUUCGACUACAUGCCCAUCCGGAAAAGGGAGGCAUAAAUUUGACGGACUUGACCUACCAAUUGAAAGGGAAAAGAGCAAAGCAAAUACUCUUGUUGUUCGACGAGUCGGAAAAUUGGUAUUCGGUAUACUUGAGGGAUAAGAUCCAACAAUUUUUAUUCUGGUACGCCGAACCAAACAAUAUCCUAUGGAUGCAAUUCCUUAGUGGGGCGAAAUUGAAAUCUAAUCAGCGAGAUGAAGGAGGCCGGCGACAGA
This is a messenger RNA of Hemisphaericaspora subhashii, 2488 nucleotides long. Its product is annotated as reverse transcriptase family protein. The annotation marks the transcript as partial. The record is from RefSeq and is a predicted model, not a curated record. The transcript is spliced from 2 exons. Lineage: Eukaryota; Fungi; Ascomycota; Pichiomycetes; Serinales; Debaryomycetaceae.